AUGGAUGGGAACAAAGAUGAGGCCUUGAGGUCUGUCAAGCUUGCAAAAUCUGCAUUUGCAUCUGGGGAUAGGCAGCGUGCAGAAAAAUUAGUUAAAAUUGCUCAAAGAUUGGACCCCAGUCUUCCACUUGAUGAUUUGUUGAGCCCAGUUGAGAAAGUUGGCAUCCUGAACAGUGCUACUUGCGAAGGCAGGACUGGAAAAGGCCAAGCUCGUGUGGACCCAAAAACACCAAAUGAAUCUGUUGGUCCUUUAAAUGUUGAUCAGGCUUACACUGAGGAGAAUAUUAGAGUGGUUCAGGAUAUCAGGAAAAAGAAGGAUUACUAUGCAGUUCUUGGAGUAGAGAGAAGAUGCUCUGUGGAGGAAAUUAGGAAGGCCUACAGGAGGUUAUCACUGAAGGUUCAUCCUGACAAGAACAAGGCUCCUGGUGCAGAGGAUGCUUUCAAGUUGGUAAGCAAGGCUUUCAAGUGCCUAAGCAAUGAUCAGUCGCGGAGGACUUAUGAUCAAACAGGCACCAUUGAGGACCAUGAAUUCAAUGAGCAAUAUCCCAAUGUCAUGAGAAGGGGAGCUGCUAGGCGGAGGAGGCCAGCAAGAAGUAGCUUCCAUAACUAUGAAGAAGAUUUUGAUCCUGAUGAAAUAUUCAGGUCCUUCUUUUAUGGCACCCAUGAUAAUCUGUUCCAUGCUCAGAAUACCUACAGGGCUAGGGGAACAGGCAGGCAACAGCAACAGAGAAGGGAGCAUUCAAUGCAGGGUGGUUCCGGCACAAAUGUAACAGUGUUAAUUCACCUUGUUGUGGUACUGCUCAUUGUUUCGCUUGCAUUUAUUCCAGCGCGUCGGUCUGAGUAUUCCCUGCAAAAGACAUACUACUUUCCCAUUUCAAAGGUCACUCAAAACCAAGGGGUGGAGUACUUUGUCAGCAAACAAGAUUUUGAUCAGCGGUUUCCACAAGGGAGUCAGUCUAGAGAGAAUCUUGAACAGCAUGUUUUGAAGGACUAUAAGAGUCUGCAUGGAAAAUAUUGCCAUGUGGAACUCCAACGGCGUCAAUGGGCCAAGGACUACCCUACACCUCACUGUGACAAGCUAAGGAGCCUGUCUGAGGCGUGA
Messenger RNA from Miscanthus lutarioriparius, 1101 nucleotides. Lineage: Eukaryota; Viridiplantae; Streptophyta; Magnoliopsida; Poales; Poaceae. The record is from the annotation of a GenBank genome assembly.